This is a messenger RNA of Carcharodon carcharias (great white shark), 654 nucleotides long. It is a transcript of the gene ppp1r1c, whose product is annotated as protein phosphatase 1, regulatory (inhibitor) subunit 1C. The transcript has 5 exons. Lineage: Eukaryota; Metazoa; Chordata; Chondrichthyes; Lamniformes; Lamnidae. Gene Ontology annotation, biological process: intracellular signal transduction. Gene Ontology annotation, cellular component: cytoplasm. Gene Ontology annotation, molecular function: protein phosphatase inhibitor activity. The record is from RefSeq and is a predicted model, not a curated record. The coding region runs from base 51 to 389 and encodes 112 amino acids.
CAGUAGCUCAUUUCUGCUUUCAGGAUUGUUGGAGUCUCCUGUGCUACAGUAUGGAGCCAAAUAGUCCAAAGAAGAUUCAGUUUGCAAUGCCAUUAUUUCAAAGUCAUUUAGACCCUGAGGCGGCUGAACAGAUCAGAAGGCGAAGACCUACUCCAGCUUCACUGGUUAUUCUUAAUGAGUCAUCACCAGAAGUUGAUGAAAAGAGGGAGAAUAAUCCACAAGGUGAGAAUGCUGAGAUGUCACCUCAACAGAGAAAGAAGAGUGUAUACACACCUCCAACUAUGAAAGGGGUGAAACAUCUACGGACUCAUAAUGAGACACCAUUCCUUGAGGAAGAAGAGGCAGCAAAUGAAAGAGAAGAAGACUGGUCACAAAAGCCAAACUUGUGAGCAGCUGAAAGGGAGGUUUAGUGGAUCUGAACUGAGAAACCUUUCAAUAUGAGAUCAUCCUGCUUCAAAUCUAAUGGGUAUUUCCAGGCCUUCAGCUCAUUACCUGCAAGGUGCUGAGUGCUUACAAAUCUACUAGUAGGAAUCCAUAUUAGGCUUCGGUCCAGGAAGUAAUUUUUUCAAGUCUCAUAGGAUUUGAGGGAUACACGUGAUAUGAUUGUGUAGAACCAAAGACCAAAUCCUUGUCUCACAAGUAAAUUCACUUUGU